Penaeus chinensis is the source of this 2477-nucleotide messenger RNA. RefSeq lists its product as uncharacterized. The record is from RefSeq and is a predicted model, not a curated record. The coding region runs from base 1 to 1200 and encodes 399 amino acids. The transcript is spliced from 7 exons. Lineage: Eukaryota; Metazoa; Arthropoda; Malacostraca; Decapoda; Penaeidae.
AUGAAGUUUUGGCAGACUGGCGGGUUAGGAAGCUAUAGCAGCAACAGCCCAAGUGACUCGAGGAGUGCACCCCCGUCCCCCAGUGCCCCCCAGGCUUCACCUGUCUCUUCCCCUGGGGUUACCCUCUCAAAAACCCCAUUCAGUUACGAGUAUAAUACACAAACACACGCACAAACCAAUCAGCUCAACCAGCAAUUUGAGCAGUGUAAUAUGCAACUUGUGAAUUUUUGUGAUUCAUAUUCACAGUGCACAAUGGCUUCAGAAGGGGGAUCCAAGAUUGACAAUUCACCAGGUUCAAGUAGUAGCUAUGCAUCAAGUGGGAAUGGCAAUCUUCAGCAACAGGUGAGCAAGUCUUGGAGAGCUAGUGGGGGCAGUGGAUAUGUUACUAAUACAACUUCAUCAAGUCCAAGUGGGCCGCCACCAGCCUAUCACAUCUCAACCAGCCAAGCACACACCCAGACUCUCUCACAAAAUGUCUCACAAUCCAUUUCACAAUCCCAUUCCCAGCCAACUGGUCCCCCUCCGCCAUAUCCCCUGCCUAGUCCAUCAUCGCCAGCGCAUCAUCAACAGCAGCAGUCACAUCAGCAUCACCAAAAUCAACAACUUCAGCAACAACAGCAUCAGCAGCAACAACAACAACAACAACAACAACAACAACAACAACAGCAACAACAACAACAACAGCAACAACAACAACAACAACAGCAACAACAGCAACAGCAGCAGCAACAGCAGCAGCAACAGCAGCAAACACAACAGCAGCAUCAUCAGUCCCCUACUCAUCAUCCUCAUCACCCACCCUCUCCCGUCCAGCCGAUCCCCUCCCAUCACCCUCCUUCACCUGGACAAGGUCCUCUCAGUCCAAACCAAGGGCUCUCAAUGCAGCACCCUCCCACGCCUCAGACACCUCAGACACCAAAUUUCAUUCCGAGAGUUAUUCUUACAGCUCAUGAUGGCAAUGAGAGUGAAGGCUUACUACAUGAUGAAAUCACUUUUGGUGAUGUGUUUGGUUCAGUUAUGCCAUAUGAACAGGGGUCCUUUGAGUCAGAUAUAUUGGGAAAUAUGAGCCCGCUUGAUGAGAGUGAUUUAAGCAUGAUGGUGGAUCAGGGAACAGUAGACCAGCUACUGGUAGAUCAAGAGACGGAGGAAAGUUUUCGCAGAGAUCAUCGCACCACAUCAUCCACCUCAUCUGGACCCUAACCUUCGCUUCUUCAGGUUGAUUAUGUGGAAUGUUAAAACCCAUUGCCAAUACAGACACAACCAUGACUGCUGGUGCAUCAGCCAUCUUCAGCUACUAGCCACCUGUGUGAUAAUGUCUGUAGCUAUUAGAUUUACUCAAGUUUCACUCCUAUCACCACUGGAAUGCCGAAUAUAGGAAAUACAACUGUUUUGCUGCGGCAUCAGUUUUGUGAUUUCCAAGUAAUGGUGGUGUAAUUUUCUUGCUCCUUCCAUGGAAGUUUUGUGCAAAUAGUUUCUUUAUUCAAAAAAUAUAUUUGAUUCACGAUAUUUUGCAGACUGAAUGAAAAAAGGUUAUUGAUAUUUUUUAUUGAUGCCGGUGCUUAUUUUCUCAUGCAAUAACUCACUCCAAAAUUACCUUGUCAGUUCACUUAAUAUAGUAAGGUACAUUUCUUCUUGUGCUACCAACAACAAUACUUAGAGUACUGCCAGUUGUUUCAACAUUUCCUGACAUUCUGCCUGCAAAUGAUGGAUGUUAUAUUGGGCUUUUCGUGACAAUUUACUCAUAGGCAACCCUAUUAUAUGGAUGACAAGUUUCUCAUUACAAUUUCCAGCCCACUUAAGACUAUGGUCAAAUUGAUAGUAAAUUUACAAAGAAAAUGAUAGCAUACUGUAGACUUUACUCAAGCAAAAGAUAGUUUCAUUUUAAAGUACUACUUCAAUUUGAUCAAUAGACAAUUCCUUCUCUUAUUAAAUUGAUCAAGUACACAUAAGCCUUAUAGAAGUGCUACAGGGGACCAUUUUCCUGAGCAUGUCAGCCGCUGCAAUUUCAAACUGGAUUUUUGCUUUGUUUGUUUUGUACUUAAUGGUUACUCCUUCCUUUGAUGAAUAUUUAGUGCUUUAUACAGUCCUUUUUUUCUUCACUUCUUUAUUCUGAACUUUCCUGUACUGUACAAGCACAUGAAAAUACCUCCCAUGUUUUGCAAUGAUAAUGGGUUCAGGUUAUGCAAGAUGGUGGCAAAUUUAGAGUUGAACACUAAUUGGGAAACAGUAUUGAGAAGAAAUUUAUUGUUUUGUUUUUUUAAUUCCACAUGGAAAAUGUCCUUGUAUAGGAAAUGACUACCUGUUUUUGAGUAUCAUAUGAGAACAUAUGUGGAACUAAUCACAUUAAAGGAAAAACUUAAGGCUUUGAGUUAUGGAGGUUUUAUGGUGCUUGUGCAAAGAUUUUAGAAACUGAUCUCUCUCUCUCUCUCUCUCUCUCUCUCUCUCUCUCUCUCUCUCUCUCUCUCUCUCUCUCUCUC